Molecule: messenger RNA, 258 nt
Organism: Colletotrichum spaethianum
Lineage: Eukaryota; Fungi; Ascomycota; Sordariomycetes; Glomerellales; Glomerellaceae
Exons: 1
Coding region: 1-258 (85 amino acids)
Source: RefSeq, a predicted model, not a curated record
AUGGCCGAUGCGCAGAGGACGAUGACAAUAAUGAGGACGGUAGUGGUGCUGACGGUCGAGGACGAUGGUGAGGACGGUGUCUCUGAUGGACCGCCGAGGCCAGCAGAUGCGUCUAUUGGUGUUGGGGUAGGUGAUGAAGUGUACGACUGCGAUGUUUGGGAUUUUGCUAUUGUCGAGACCGCUGCUGCUUCUGAUGCUUCUCGUCUGACUCUCGCGAGAAUGACAGGUGCCAUGCCUUCGAGAUGGUAUUUAUGUUGA